Molecule: messenger RNA, 3770 nt
Organism: Daldinia caldariorum
Lineage: Eukaryota; Fungi; Ascomycota; Sordariomycetes; Xylariales; Hypoxylaceae
Product: Coatomer, beta subunit
Exons: 4
Coding region: 460-3339 (959 amino acids)
Biological process (GO): intra-Golgi vesicle-mediated transport; intracellular protein transport; endoplasmic reticulum to Golgi vesicle-mediated transport
Cellular component (GO): COPI vesicle coat; cytoplasm
Molecular function (GO): structural molecule activity
Source: RefSeq, a predicted model, not a curated record
GCCAUUUCAGGAGGGACAGAUUUCUAUGUGUAGGUACCUAGGUACUCCCAGCUUUGGACAUUUGGAUUUUGGGGCCAGCCUGGACGGAUUUCAAUUCCAAUCAUCACCAAAACUCCAUAACAGCAUCACCGCCCGUUCAUCUUUCCUCGACCCCAGCAAAUUUCAACUGGGAUGCAUGUUCGCAUUGACCUCGUUAAACCACCUCUUUAACUGCUGGGACGGCUCUUUUAAUUGUUCAAUUCUACUUCAGCCUUGUGUAUCUAACGAAUCUCACACCAUCCCUCGAGCCUUUCGAAGCCGUUAUUCUCCCGACACGACCCUCCAAUAUAAUACCUGAACUUGGUCUACCUAACCCAAGAUUGAUCUGGCCCUCCUCGUUCCGCGUUGGUCUAUCUACAUACAUCCUAAUAUAUCUGUUCGUGUCCACCACGUCGGCGUAAGCCGCAACAAUUAUUCAACAUGGCGACUUUCCUCGAAAACGCAUAUAGCUUAGUCCACCAGGACAAUGCUGCAGAUGUCCCAUCCAUGUCAGAUCUGCGCAUGCAGCUGGAAAAGGGUACGGAUGAGACAAAGGUCGACACCAUGAAGCGCAUCUUAACUAUCAUGUUGAAUGGAGACCCUAUGCCUCAGCUCCUUAUGCACAUUAUCCGAUUCGUCAUGCCUUCAAAAUAUAAGCCCUUGAAGAAACUAUUAUAUUUUUACUACGAGAUCUGCCCCAAGCUCGACUCCUCCGGCAAACUGAAGCAGGAGAUGAUUCUUGUUUGCAAUGGCAUUAGAAAUGAUCUUCAGCACCCGAACGAAUACAUCAGGGGAAAUACGUUACGAUUCCUUUGCAAGCUACGAGAACCAGAGCUUAUCGAACCCCUAUUAUCCUCUGCUCGGGCUUGCCUUGAGCACCGCCACGCCUACGUCCGAAAGAACGCAGUCUUUGCCAUCUCUUCCAUCUUCUUACAUUCACCAUCCCUCAUCCCGGACGCCUCCGAGCUGAUCGCUACUUUCCUCGAGGGAGAGAGCGAUGCUACUUGCAAGCGCAAUGCUUUCUCUGCUCUGGCUAGCAUUGACCACGAGAAGGCCCUAGUAUACCUGAGCUCCGUUUUUGAAGGCAUUCCGAACGCCGAGGAGUUGUUACAGUUGGUGGAGCUAGAGUUCAUUCGAAAAGAUGCAGUUCAGAACCCUCAGCACAAGGCUCGUUACUUAAGACUCAUCUUCGAUCUAUUGGAGGCCGGAGCUUCGACGGUCGUCUACGAAGCUGCUUCGUCUUUAACAGCGUUAACUAGCAACCCGGUUGCGGUAAAGGCGGCAGCGGCUAAAUUUAUCGAACUCAGCAUAAAGGAAGCCGAUAACAAUGUGAAACUCAUCGUUCUUGAUCGGGUUGACCAGCUACGACAGAAGAACGAGGGCGUACUCGACGAUCUAGUGAUGGAGAUUCUACGUGCGCUAUCUAGUCCCGACAUCGACGUCCGACGAAAGGCCCUCAGCAUCGCGCUGGAGAUGGUGUCGAGCAAGAAUGUGGAAGAGGUCAUCUUACUACUCAAGAAGGAGCUGUCUAAGACUGUUGAUCAGGAAUACGAGAAGAACGCCGAAUACCGACAGCUCCUCAUCCACUCCAUUCACCAAUGUGCCAUCAAGUUUUCGGAAGUUGCAGCCAGCGUUGUCGAUCUACUUAUGGACUUCAUUGCCGACUUCAGCAAUUCCUCCGCUGUCGACGUCAUUAGCUUUGUCAAGGAAGUGGUGGAGAAGUUCCCAAAGCUUCGGCCAUCUAUUGUCUCCCGACUAGUUGAGACUCUCAGCGAAGUGAGAGCAGGCAAAGUUUACCGUGGGAUUAUCUGGAUUAUCGGCGAGUAUUCUCUGGAAGAGAAAGAUAUCCGUGAUGCCUGGAAGAGUAUACGCGCAAGUCUAGGAGAGAUACCUAUCCUUGCUUCCGAGCAGCGACUAUUGGACAAUGUAGACGGCGAUGAAGAGAAGGAAAAGGAGCAGGUUAACGGUCACUCCAAGUCGGCAGCACCGUCAGGCUCGAGAAGAGUCCUUGCCGACGGCACGUACGCUACUGAGACAGCCCUUACUAGCAGCUCGGCAGCGGCCGCCAAACUAGAAGCUGUCAAGGCUGCUCAGAAGCCUCCACUACGCCAGCUCAUCCUCGAAGGCGACUAUUACCUGGCUGCUGUUCUUUCGGCAACCCUUACCAAGCUGGUCAUGCGGCAUUCCGAGAUCUCUUCGGACAAGGCCCGAACGAACGCCCUCAGGGCCGAAGCUAUGCUGAUUAUGAUUUCUAUCAUUCGCGUCGGUCAGUCGCAAUUCGUCAAGGCUCCCAUCGACGAAGAUUCCGUUGACAGGAUAAUGUCCUGUGUUCGGUCGUUGGCGGAGUUCUCCGAGAGGAAAGAAUUGGAAACAGUAUUCCUCGACGAUACGCGGAAGGCUUUCCGUGCUAUGGUCCAAGUCGAAGAAAAGAAGCGGGCGGCAAAGGCUGCUUUCGAAAAGGCCAAGACUGCUGUUCAAGUUGACGACGUCGUUCAGAUUAGACAGCUAUCUAAGAAGAACGUAGCAGACGGUGCUGACGAGAUCGAGCUUGACCUCGAGAGGGCUACUGGUGGAGAGGCCGUAUCAGAAGACCUUACAUCGAAACUAAGCCGCGUCGUUCAGCUUACCGGUUUCUCCGAUCCUGUAUACGCCGAGGCAUAUGUUAACGUACAUCAGUUCGACAUUGUCUUGGAUGUUCUUCUGGUCAACCAAACGACCGAGACGCUCCAGAAUCUGUCUGUUGAGUUCGCUACUCUAGGUGACCUCAAGGUUGUCGAACGACCCACUACGCAGAACCUUGGCCCGCACGACUUCCAUAAUGUGCAGUGUACUAUUAAAGUCUCAUCGACAGAUACGGGAGUCAUAUUUGGUAACGUGGUGUACGACGGAGCCCACAGCACCGACACCAAUGUUGUUAUUCUCAAUGACCUGCACGUCGACAUCAUGGACUACAUCCAGCCCGCCACAUGUACCGAGACUCAGUUCCGCACGAUGUGGACGGAAUUCGAGUGGGAGAACAAGGUCAACAUCAACAGCAAGGCCAAGAGCCUCCGCGAAUUCCUGGAGCAACUAAUGGCUUGCACGAAUAUGAACUGCCUAACGCCGGAAGCCAGCAUGAAGGGCGAUUGUCAAUUCCUGAGCGCCAACCUAUAUGCCAAGAGCGUAUUUGGCGAGGAUGCUCUGGCAAACUUGAGUAUCGAAAAGGAAGGCGAAGAUGGGCCAAUCACAGGUUUCGUCCGCAUAAGAAGCAGAUCACAAGGACUGGCCCUAAGCCUGGGUUCCCUCAAGGGCCUGAACAAGAUCGGUACGGCGGCUGCUUGAUGAGGCAGGAAUUUUUAGGAGUAUAUAAUUUUCAGCGCAGUCCAAUUCCCGUCUCGAAACGGUAAACUCGCAGGUAGUCGUUAAUGACCUGACGAAGGGGGGGCGGCUUUUGGGAGGCUAAAACGAUAGAGAGUAAUGAUAUCCAAGAUGAGAUUCUGAUGUCGUAAGUGGAACGAAUUGCUCGUGUCGAGAUAGCACGGACCAAAAAGCAAAACAAAAAUCGAGGUGCUGGAAGACCUCGGGCUAUGAAUUAGACAAAUGCGAAUUAUUCUUUUACGAAUCACGUAUCGCUUUGAGUAUCGAGUUCUAUAGCGUCUUAGAUAUGCAGUACUAUGCGAGCCCGGGAUUAAUUGGUACCUCUCAUCCUACGUAGUGAUAGGUUAGAUACCUACCUCGUUGGGUAUCUAUUAUUUACAAUCCUGAUAUUACUU